AUGAUGUUAAGAGAUUUUCCAAAGAAAAGAAAGAUCUUCAACAUAGCCGAGAUGAAGGAAAUAGAAGAAACAUAUUCAAGGACAGAUGAGUCACUACCUGAAUCAAGAGUUUCAUCUUCGACAUGUUCUCAAGAGUGCAGUCCUCAGGUCAUACUUCAGCCCAUUUCGGAGAACGAUCGUAUCCUAGGAAAAUCAUUGAAAGAUAAUUCUUUUCCAGGAUCGAUUCGAAGCUUCAAUGCACGGCUAUAUGAAGAUCUUUUCAGUUCAACAACCAUCCAGGGGAGAAGGAAGUCUUCUAUUUUUCCGUUUAUUGGAGUUGAAGGAGAGUCCCGGGAAUUUAGAUAUGAUCUUCUAUCCACUGCACAGAAAAUCGAGCUUAACAGGUUCUGUUGCAAUGCAUUUAGAAAAAGAACAACAAAUACACUUUUUGCUUGGAUGAAUUGCUUUCAAAAAAAGAGAAGGAUAGGACAUUGUCGGCAGAUCAAUCCAAUGGUCUUUGACGUCAUUGAGUCGCUAAAGAGAAGAGCAAUAUCCACCAAGUUUAUCUUUAGGUAUGAGCCAGACAAGCUAAGUGCUGCAAAAAUAGCAAGGCAGUUACAUGAAAACAAAUGCACAGACAUUGAAAGUAUAGAUGUUCUAGUGCUGGCAAAUGCUCUUAAAAACUAUAUAAGAGAGCAUCUGGAUGGUCUAGUUCCCAUAGAAGCUUUUGAGAGGAUUAGAUCCUGUAUCAUCUCAAAUGACCGGCAUGCAAGAGAAGCACUAUUUUCAUACAUGCCAUUUAUAUUUACCGAUACAGAAAGGAAAUUGCUUGUUUCACUCUUUGAACUUCUUAGCAUGAUUGACAGGAACUCUGGAGUGACAGAAAUGAACAUUGAUUCGUUGUUGGGAUUGUUCAGUCUGGUUCUGCAUCCCCAAGCGGCUUUUACAACACUAGACGAUUUAGAGUAUGUCAAAACCAUCACAAGAGAGUUAUACCGGCUGGAUUUCGAGACCAUACCGCAGGCUGUGGUUGUCCAUGAGCUUAUUUUUGUGUAG
Encephalitozoon intestinalis ATCC 50506 is the source of this 1035-nucleotide messenger RNA. Its product is annotated as RhoGAP domain-containing protein. The record is from RefSeq and is a predicted model, not a curated record. The transcript has a single exon. Lineage: Eukaryota; Fungi; Microsporidia; Unikaryonidae. Bases 1 to 1035 code for a protein of 344 amino acids. Gene Ontology annotation, biological process: signal transduction.